Molecule: messenger RNA, 3330 nt
Organism: Nanorana parkeri
Lineage: Eukaryota; Metazoa; Chordata; Amphibia; Anura; Dicroglossidae
Gene: OFD1
Product: OFD1, centriole and centriolar satellite protein
Exons: 22
Coding region: 14-3031 (1005 amino acids)
Biological process (GO): epithelial cilium movement involved in determination of left/right asymmetry
Cellular component (GO): ciliary basal body; centrosome
Molecular function (GO): protein binding
Source: RefSeq, a predicted model, not a curated record
GGGCACCUCUUGCAUGAUGUCUCACAGUGAGAAUAAAUCCCAAGAAGAACUGCGCAAUAGACUUUAUCAAACAUUUAAAAACAAAGGCGUUUUGGAUUCAUUGAAGACACAGCUACGAAACCAGCUUUUUCAGGAUCUGAAACAUCAUGCAUAUAAUAAAGAGCAGCUCCAUUCAGACUUGCCUAGUGACUCUUUGGUACAUCGUGCAUGCAAUAGCCUGGUAGCAGAUCAUAUGAGAAGAUGUGGUUAUGAGUACUCUCUGUCUGUCUUUUUUCCAGAGAGUGGACUGGAGAAGGAAAAGGCUUUGAAUAUGCAUGACCUAAUGCAGCUGAUGAAAAUCAACCCAAAUUCCAGACUAUACAAAUCUCUGACAUCAUCCCUACAGAGUAGCGAUGUAAAAGGUUUCCUAGUACAAAUAUUGACAGAGCUGAUAGAUCAUCACCUGAGCAAAGAUGGCAGAGAUGCUGAUACUCAGACGGUCACAACAUCACCUUACAAAGAGUCGAUUGUGGAGAAACUUAAAUUCAUUGAUGAACAGUUUGAUGAACUGUAUCCACAACGUCCUAAGUUUGAGUCCCUGGAAGGCAAACUGAAUGAGUAUCGCAGAGAAAUUGAAGAACAGCACCAGGAAGAGAUGACUCAAAAGCUAAAACGUUUCAAAGAUGUUGAAAUUGCAAAAAUCAAACUGGAAGAAAGAGACAAAUGUCAGAAGGAGAUUUCUGAUUUGCGGAGAGAAUUGGAGAAAAUGUACCAUUCCAAGAUGGAGGGAUUAGUGACACGAGAGAAGAAUGCUAUAGAGAGACUUCAAAGACAGCAGGAGAUUGAGUCCACGGAAGUGUAUGCUCAGAGGCAAAGUCUGCUGAAGGAGAUUGAGGUGGUGCGAAGUCGAGAAAUUGAACUUCGACAACGAAUGGAAGCUUUUGAGCUUGGCCAAAGGUUACAGGAAGAGAAGAACAAAACUAUGGAUGAUUUUCUCAGGAAGAGAGAGCUGGAAGUAAAGAACAUUGAAGACACAUUCAACCAGAAGUUAAAAAAUGAGCUAUUACGAUUUGAAAUUGAGCUGAAGGAAGAGUAUAUAAAGAAAUCCCAAAAAGUAAAUGAAGAUGAGAAAAAAAACAGAGAGGAAGCAGCACGUUUACGUGAAGACACAAUUGUCAUCAGCAUGAAGAAGCAAGAACUAGAGCAGGCCAUUUCCCGAACGAAACACCUGGAGAUGGAAGUGGACACCUUGAGAGCUCAGCUGUCAACAGUUACCCGUCAAAACCACCAUGUGACUGACAAGUUGAAGGAAUUUGCUGACUACCCUCUGGUGCAAGAGGAAAAAGUGGAGCUUCAGGCACAGGUCAAGUUACUGAAGCAGCAACUGGAAGAUCUUCAGAAGGAAAGUCACAUACUUAGAGAAAGGUCCUCACACCCAUCAGCAGAAUUUCUAUCUCUUCAAGAAGACCUGAAAAGAAUGGAGGCUACUAGAAAGUUUGACCAAGAUGAAUUUAAAAUACAAAGAGAAAUCCUUGAAAGACAGCUAGAACUAGAGAUGGAACGUGGUCUUGAAAUGAAGAUGCAGCUAUUAAAUCGUGAGGAAUCUUUGAAAAGAUUAAAUGUGCAAGUAGACCAACUAGAUUUUCAACUGCGUCAGACACAGCAAGCUUUUGAAAGUGUGCAUAGCCUUCCCAGGGCAACUCUGGCUGAUCGCUCUGUGCUAGAUUUCCAUGCCAAUAAGCAUACUCAUCCUGAUACUUAUGUUGAUAAGCCAUCCUUGAGAAACCAGCGUUAUCUGGAUUCUGUUGUUAACGCAGGUGGCAUUGCAAAUCAGAAGCAUCGCCACCUUGAAGGGACUCGUAGCAGCUCUCCAGACUCAGACCUGGAAUUUGUGGCCAACACCAGAGCUCGGAUUAAAGAACUUGAAAAGGAGGCAGAACUGGUAGAAGAGGCUUUCCGUAAUUAUCAACACAGAGUCAUUCAUGCUGCUGCCAUCCCUGCUCUGCCAAGCAGAGGACUUUUAAACACCGUGACAAAUACCCCCCAGCACAGAGUUACUUUUUUAGAAGAUAAUCUCACGCCUCAGGACCAUGUUCUCUUGAAUAGGAUAAAGACACAGAAAUAUGAAAGACUAUUGCCAACUGAAGUGAAAAUGGCUGCACCACAGACAAAAAAGUCUUCUCGCAGGCUAUCUUCAACCCCUGUGUCAAGAACUGAAAUAAAUCACAAAGAGAAAGUUUCUGUGGAAGAUAAUGAUGGAUCCUAUAUCACAUCUUCUCACCAUAGUCCAAAUCAUAGACUUUCCCCCAUUCCAAAAAUUGAGCGGCCUCGGACCCUUCACUCUGAUGUUCUGGAUCAUGGAGUGGAAGAUGAACUCGAGUUGACUCCCCGUGACGGCCAGCCACCUUUUGAAAAUGAAGAUACAAGAGACCAUUCAAAGCCUGCAACAUUGCACUCUCGGGACUUGAACUUUUCAGACUCGUCACUACAAGACCAAGAGGACAUACCAGAGCAGCUUGAAAGUGACUUGUCGCAUCCAUCUGAGGACUCUUUCCAUGAUAUUCGUGUCACUGCAGAUGUGCCAGUGGCAGCUACUUCAGUACAUGACUCAUCGAGAAGUGAAGAUAAAACCGAAAAUCUGAGUCAUGGCAAACGUGUAGAGGAAAUUAGACAGAAUGUUCCUCAAGAGGGCAAAGUUGAAGAUGAGAGAAAGAGUCUUGAAAUCCUUGAGAAAUCUGAUUCUCAGCAGGAGAUCUCUGUAGUAGAGUCUAAAACAUCCCAAGAAGAGCAAGAAGAAGUAAAGUCAAGAGUAAUAUCGCCAGAACAAGAAAAUACUGCAGUGAAAAGGGCUGAGGAAAAUCUCAGACUAAGUACUCCCGAAGAAGACAAUCCCCUGAACAAGUACAUGCAGUUACUUCUCCAGAAUCGAGCAGAACAGCCGCAUGACAAGGUCACAAAAGAAUCAGUGGACGAUGUUUCUUUGGUAGAAAAACUUUCUAAUGGAAGUAUCACAGCUCAUUCUAUGGGAGAAGCAGAUGAGGAUUCCUGGUAAACAGUCGUUUCCUCUCGUCAAGAGAAAUCCAAGUCCUUUGAAUUUUCAGACUAAUGGUUUGUGUGACCGACGCAGGCUCUCUGUUUGAUGUGGCAGUGUUGGCAGGAGCUGAUUCUUGUGGCAGAAAAUGUUGCAUGUCUUCCUGCUGAGCCUACUAACUCCUCAUUCCAGCAAUUGCUCAUUAAGAAGACAACAGGAAGGAAAUAUCUUGCUUAUCAAAUUUGAAUUAAGCCACUGUAUAAAAGAAAAGCCCAUCUGGAGAGAAUACAGGGACAGCCAAUGUGAAAUGUCUUUUUGAA